UUUAACAUUUCCGCUCUAACUGUAAUUUCGUCAUAGAGGUGACGUACUUUCUCGGUCUCUGUGCGUUUGCGUUAGUACAUAUCUUAAGAGAAACUGUUGUCUUAACCAUUAAGACUAAAUGUAGUCUAGCCCAUAUCUAGCCCAUAUAGGUUAAAUAUCAGAUCACCUUGGUGCAGAAGCAGGAGUUCAGCAGAAGUUACGCAGUUCGCAGCUAACGCGGCCUGGGGAAGGACAUCGUUUUGCUUUUGGAAAGUUGAGAAACACCGCCAGAUUUAUUGGAUUAUCCAGCGCAGACAACGCGCCCUCAAGGCAAAGACAAAUCCUGCUUUUCGUCCCAGAGCACGCACGACUUUACAGCAUGGCUUCAUUAGUAACAGUGGAAACGGCUCAGGAAUAUCCAGAUCAAGUGCUCUGGAUUAAAGAAGUAACAUUUGGAGAGAAGACAAGGAAAGGUUUGGAUAAAAAGUUGCGGGAAGGGGAGAAGAAAGUCUUUCUGGAAUGUGUGUGUGCCCUUCUAAAUUCUGGUGGUGGGAUUCUCUGUGCUGAAUUCAGAAAUCCCGAAUAUAACUACAAUGAAGAUGGCAUUGGUAAAGACCUGGAAGAUGGUUUAAAUACCCUUAUUGAAUCUGCACGAAUUGAAGACUUUCUUAAGGUCACACAGCAAGAAAAUAAGUUGCGAUUUUAUGUGAGGUCAUGGUUUUCAGCAAAGGGACAAGCAAGACUCUGCAGUCUAAGCACUGGUCUGGUGCAAAGAUCUGGAAGAUCUGCCUUGGUCUUGUCACCAAGUGCAGCAAUGGAUUUCUUAAAGAGACAGGAACGAGGACAGUACGUUAGUCAAGAACAUCGUGCGAAAAAACAAAAGCUGAUGCAGGGCUCUGAUGAUGAUAUAUACGACAAAGCUAGUAAGUUCUAUGAAGAGGAAAAGGCUCAGCUCAAUGAAAUCUUGGACUUUGGUGAAAGUGUAAAUGUGGAGUUCAAAAGUUUCUGUAGUGAAAAGAAUCUGAUUAGCAGACUAAAAGAGGCACUCCCCAGGUACUUGUCUGCUUUUGGAAACACGCGCGGUGGCUUCGUCUUCAUUGGCAUAGAUGACAACACCAGAAAAGUGGUUGGUUGCGGUCAGAAUUUGGACCCUGAUAAACUGAAGAAAAGUAUUGAAGCCAUGCGUGAUAAGGCCAUGAAUCGAGCUAUUCACAUACAUCACUGUGCACAUCAGACUACAUGGUGUCCGGAGAUCAAAGUCUUUCCAGUUUCAGAAGCAGCUACAGUUAAUGACCAAAGGUAUAUUGUUGCGAUAAAAAUAUCGCCAUUCUGCUGUGCUGCGUUUGAAGAUGAUCCAAAUAGCUGGGAGUUACAGGAGGGCAUCGUAUCUAAGCUUAAAUGCAAAGAUUGGCUGGAGAAGAUGAAAUUCCCUGUCUCAGAUGACCCUCUGGUUAAAAAGUUUGAGUCUGCACUGAAUCUGCAAGAUUCUCCUCCUCAGUGUCAACCAGUGUACAGUAUUGAGAAGACUGCAGACCUACAGGAGAGAAUCUUUCCAGUAACAAACAAUGACAACAAUCCUAAAGGGUCCAUCUGUGAUAAGCUCUUGGAGAACUACCCAGAAGCCUUCGCCACUCUCACUAACCAUCAGAGCAAUCCUGGAAUUUUAAUUAUGUCCAAAAGCUGGGCUGUUGACAUCAGCCAACCAGGAAAUAAAGACGUCAUUGGCGAGGCUCUAUUGAUCAUGUCUGAGGAAUAUCCCAAACUGUUCACUGUUGUGAAGAAAGAAACUUCUGAAUUGUGGAAAUAUGCUAAAGAAACAGCAUUUCAUCUGAAACAGAAGCUGGUGAAUCUUGGUGGAUACACAAAGUGGAUUUGCGUGGUCCCUUGUCUACUGGACUGCAAUACAGGGGAGAUGAUACAAAGUGAGACUGCUGGUCACCUCCUGUAUCCUCACAGCUACAGCUUGGGUCAUCUGGAAGAGGUGAAGGCUUUGCUGCGCUCCUUAGUCAUUGUGGUCCUCAGCUUCACCUCACCACUGAGAGACAAGCUUGGCUCGGAGAUCAUCAAUCUGCUCACUGAGGAACAGUACAACAUUCUUCAGUUUUACGAAGGCCAUAAAUCUUUGUUUAUUCAUGGCUUGGCUGGUUCUGGGAAGACAUUGCUAGCGAUGGAGAAAAUCAAGAAGAUAAAAAAUUCUGAACAGUGUAAAUCAGAGAAUAUCCUUUAUCUCUGUGAAAAUCAAGGUUUGAAAGACUUCAUGAGAAAGCAGAAUCUUUGCCUCUGUGACACAAGAUCCGGCUUCAUGAUGAAGGGGGCUUACGCUGAUAUCAAGCAUAUUGUGGUAGAUGAGGGGCAAAACUUCCGCACGGAGCAUGGAGACUGGUACAGAAAGGCAAAGAAGCUGGCUAAGAGAUCAGGAGGAAUACUCUGGGUUUUCCUUGACUACUUCCAGAAAUGUCAUACCUUUGCUGAUGGCUUGCCCCCACUGACCAAUCAGACCUCCAGGGCUUACCUAGACAAGGUUGUCCGAAAUUCUAAAAAGGUAUUUAAUGAAAUGAAUAAACUAAUUGGAGUAAUUAAAACUAGAUAUAGAGGAGACAUGUCUGACCACUUGAAACGUAUGCAUGAGAAAAUGACCUAUAUCCCCUCCUUGGAAGGGAACUUUUCUGUGAUCCGUUCCUUAGCUACCUCAAUGAAAAAAGUGGUGAAACGUGUUGAAAUCCUUUUGGAGCAGGGCCAUUCACCCAGAGAUAUUGCUAUUCUCUUCUCAACUAUGGAAACUAAGUCUUCUCUGUUGCACCAAUCAUAUGUCAGACCUUCUUUCCAACAUGGUAGCAUAGAGAAUAUAAAUGAUGAUGUGGUAGUGAUGGACACUAUCCGCAGGUUCUCUGGCCUGGAGAGAGACAUUGUGUUUCUGAUUGAACCAGCUGCUCAUUACAGCCAGUCUGAGAUUGAGCCCAAUCUUUUGCUGACUGCAUAUUCCAGAGCUAGAAUCAGGCUUUAUGUUUAUCAUCUUCCUUGAGAUGAUAUGGAGCAAUUUCCAGAGCUGCAGUUACACAUGCUAGCCAAGCCAGUUAAACUCAGAAGUAUUACUGAUAUUUAUGGUUGAACGCAGUGAUGUAGGCUGAAAGCUUUUCACUGGUUAAAAAUCAUUUGUCCUUUUAGAAUAUCAGAACAUGCACACACAUAAUUGUAUUUAAACAAUGCUCAAGUUGUACUCAGUCAUAAUUGUAUGUUGCUUUGGAUGAAAGUGUCAGCUUAAUGUAAAUGUUUCACCCGUUUGUAUUAUGUGUAUCAGUUAAUUCCAAAUCACACUUGCACCAAUUACUGUACUUACUCUGUCUUUUACUUUGUAAUAAUGAUAGUAUAUCAGAAUAUGCACAUAUUUAUAAUCUCAUCAUACCCUUUAUUUUUCCCCUGCAGACAAAUAGUCCUGCAUUUUUAAAUAAUUGAAAAUGUUUGUGUGCUUUUCAAAUUACAAUUAAUUUUCGCUAACACCUUUAAUAUUACAAUGUCAAUACUGAGUGAUGAAAAAGUUUCAGAACUAAAUUAGGAAUUCAUCAGUGAAUUGUUUGUAUUUUUCUUUUUAAUAAUGUUCACAAUUAGUUGUCUACUACAUAUACUACAUUUAUUACAAUAUUUGUAUUUCUAAAAAUACUUGAAAUAUUAAACAAAUUGUCAUUUUUUUAUAAUGUCUAUAAGAUGGUUUUGUUUUACUUAACAGUGACGAACCGCUAAUGAUUUUACUAGUUUGAAAAUACGAGUUAGGGUAUAAAUAUUCGCGCCAUAAAACGCAUCCUAACUUACACCUGGGAUAAAGCCACAUGUUAAACGGAUCCUCGUACGUAAUUCUCUUGCCCUUGAAACCCGAUUCUCGCUACGGCGGAAUAUUUCAAGACUAAACUAUUUGCUUAGAACUUCAUAGACAAUUACACAAAUUACGAAAAACAAGUUAUGAAAACACCCAUAGCAUCUGAAUCAAAGGACGUCCAUAACAUAAUCUUCGUUAAAAGUGGUUUUGCUCUUUAGGUCCACAAGGGGGCGGCAUACGCACAGAAUUCAUCUAUCUGGCGCACGGUUUAAUUUAAAAUGUAUUCUUGUCAAUACCCAGAAGAGCUUAAUGGUCAGUAUUGCUAUUUAAACUGAAACGUAACAGAGAAAACAUAUAGAAGUAUAAACC
This is a messenger RNA of Electrophorus electricus (electric eel), 4159 nucleotides long. Its product is annotated as schlafen family member 13-like. NCBI's taxonomy places the organism in Eukaryota, Metazoa, Chordata, Actinopteri, Gymnotiformes, Gymnotidae. The record is from RefSeq and is a predicted model, not a curated record.